Schistocerca gregaria is the source of this 919-nucleotide messenger RNA. RefSeq names its product probable tRNA N6-adenosine threonylcarbamoyltransferase. The transcript has 2 exons. The coding region runs from base 155 to 919 and encodes 254 amino acids. The record is from RefSeq and is a predicted model, not a curated record. Gene Ontology annotation, cellular component: EKC/KEOPS complex; cytoplasm. Lineage: Eukaryota; Metazoa; Arthropoda; Insecta; Orthoptera; Acrididae.
UCCAGAGCUUGAGAGAGGCCGGAAUUGGCGUUCGUAGAGGGUUUUUUUGAGACAGCACUUCGGUUUUUCGCUGGAAGAAGGGGCGCAGGGGGUAGACUAACAGGAGGUUUAGCCGCAGGACCUGGCAUGUUUGGCAUACACUAGGGGACCCGGCAUGGCGGCGAGUUUGCGGAGCGUUGCAGUGGUUGUUAGGAUGCUUGGGCAACUAUGGGGGAAGCCGAUUGUAGGCGUGAAUCACUGUGUGGCCCACAUUGAAAUGGGGAGGCUGGUGACGAAGUCAGCGAAUCCGGUAGUGUUGUACGUGAGUGGAAGCAAUACACAAGUGAUCGCAUAUAUGAAAAAGAGGUACAGAAUAUUUGGGGAGACCAUCAACAUUGCAAUAGGAAACAUGCUUGACCGAUUUGCCAGGAUCAUCGGGUUAUCGAACGAUCCCAGUCCGGGUUACAACAUUGAGUGUGAGGCGAGGAAGGGCAAGAAGCUGGUGGCCCUUCCGUACAACACGAAGGGAAUGGACGUGAGCUUUUCCGGAAUACUGACGAACAUAAGCAGAAUGGUGCAGCAAAAAAACGCCGAUUGGACAGUGCCCGAUUUAUGUUUUAGUUUGCAGGAGACGGUUUUCGCCAUGCUCGUGGAGAUAACAGAGCGAGCGCUGGCGUACUGUGGAUCGAACGAGGUGUUGAUUGUGGGCGGAGUGGGAUGCAACAAGAGGCUCCAAGAGAUGAUGGGGGCAAUGUUGGACCAACGACGUCCCCGUGGAACACUGUGCGCGAUGGAUGAGCGAUAUUGUAUAGACAACGGGGCAAUGAUAGCUUGGACGGGCGCUCUACAGUUUAGGUGCGGAGACAUCACGCCCUUAAGCGCAUCUGACACGACUCAAAGGUUUCGGACGGACGAAGUGCUUGUGGAAUGGAGGGAUUGA